This is a messenger RNA of Suillus discolor, 537 nucleotides long. RefSeq lists its product as uncharacterized. The record is from RefSeq and is a predicted model, not a curated record. NCBI's taxonomy places the organism in Eukaryota, Fungi, Basidiomycota, Agaricomycetes, Boletales, Suillaceae. The annotation marks the transcript as partial. The transcript is spliced from 2 exons.
AUGCCUCGUCAAGGCCCAAAAUCUUGGACUGCUCUUGAGGAGGAGGUCUUCCUCCAAAGUCAGCUCCCUGCCUAUAUUGCCUGUCAGGCGACAAAGGUUUACCACAACUUUUGGAAUGCUACGAUCCACAAAUUUUUAAGCCGUUGGCCGGAAAGAGCACGUCUAACUGAUAUCCCACAGGAAGGCGAGCUCAGUGAUAUACAGAAGUCUUGCGUGGCACAAGCUAUCCUGAAGCAACAAUCUGCCAUUAAAAACUGGUUUCGAUGGCGUACAAAUGUUGCGCGUCUGGCCCGCUCGGGCAGGUCUCAUGGUGUCUUACGGCUCGAUACCACACUGGCUGGAGAUGAAAUGAGAGGGACACGUGCUCCACAGGAAGUCGAGAUUUACUCACAAAUGCAUUAUGAAGGUCGGGUCAAAGCCGAGGCUGAUGCUUUGAUUGCCUCUGAGACCGUCACUUCACGUGGCGACAAAUUGUCAAUGCGAAGGAUUGUCACCUGUGAUAAAUAUGCAAAAGAACCUGAAGAAAUCAAAGCAGAG